Hypomesus transpacificus is the source of this 4777-nucleotide messenger RNA. RefSeq names its product family with sequence similarity 184 member B (gene fam184b). Lineage: Eukaryota; Metazoa; Chordata; Actinopteri; Osmeriformes; Osmeridae. The transcript is spliced from 18 exons. The record is from RefSeq and is a predicted model, not a curated record. The coding region runs from base 357 to 4352 and encodes 1331 amino acids.
ACAGGUGGUUGUAACGCACGCCUUCAUCCUCGAGUGCUCACCGUUAGAAUAAAAAACGACUGUCAGCAGAGAUGGGUUUGUCGGCGCGAGCUCGUACCCGAUGGAAUUCUAGUCUGUGACCUCCGCGUUCACCGGGCGGACAGCGGAGGGGAAACUUGGCCACCGAGCGCACGAGGAGAGAAACCCCACAGACGUUUCGCACCAUGUCGCUCGUGUUGCUAUUCACUGCAGGGGAGUCUUACGUUUACAGACAAAGGAAUGAUUUACAUGACUGAUAGGCAAGGUCUGAUUUGGAGGAUUUUUCUGCUAUUCGGUAGGAUUAUUCAGACUGUCCAAGAGAAGUUCCCUCUUGGGUUAUGGCUUCGGGCGCCGGUAAGGCGGCGCAGCCCCCAGGGCCAAGAACUGUUAACGGGACUGCGGCAGAGUUCCAGAACAUCGAGCAGGAGCUAUAUGACUACCAGAUGCAUAGCAAGAUGUGCAAAAAGAUAGCACAGCUCACCAAGGUGAUCUAUUCCCUCAACACUAAGAAUGAGGAGCAGGAGGCCGCCCUACAGUCCCUAAGCCACGCCCACCAGGAUACACUGCACCGUGUGGCUGUGGAGACAUGCCAAGAGGGGGAGGAGUCUGCCCUGAGGACACGCCUCCUUGAACUUCAGGAAUCUCUGGAUGAGCAUCAGAGGAUUGGAUCGCAGGUGCAGGCUGACUUUGACAGCUACCGUGCCCAGGCUGAGGGGAGGGAGCGUGGGGCAGAAGCAGAGCUGAGGAGCGUGUAUGAGGAAAAGCUCCAGCAUGCGGACGCUGAGAGGCAGGAAGCCCAGUCCAAGGUCAGUGCUGCCCAAGAGGAGGGCCUGAGACUGGGGGGAGAACUGGAGAAGGCCGGGGAGCAGACACGCUGCUUGGAGGCUCAGUGUGAGGAGCUUCGGAGGACACUCGAGGAAGAGAGGAGGAAAGGAAUCGAGGAGAGGCACAGAGGAGAGGAGGAGAGGAAGAAAAGAGAUGAAGAAUGGAAGAAAGGAGAGGAGGAAAGAAGGACCGGUGAGAAGGAGAUGGAGAAAUCGCUGCUCCUAUCCCAAGAAGUGGAGGCCCUGAGGAAAGAGAAGGGGUGUGCGGACGAGGAGAGGAAGAAGGCGGUGAGGGAGGAGAGGGAGGGGUGGGAGCGACGGACGAGGGAGAUGGAGGAGGAGAUGGCGCAAAUAAGGAAGAAAAUGGAAGAGGCGCGAAGGGAGGAGCGACGGCAGUGGGAAGAAAGGGAGGAGGAGGAGAAGAAAGGUAUGCACACGGCGCUGAGGGAGAGGGUGAGAAGGGCAGAGGAAGAGGUGGAGACGCAGCUCCAGAAGCUCAUGGAAAGCAAAAGACAGGCUGUCAAGCUGCAGGAGAAGAUACAGGACCUGGAGGAGGAGUCGGAGCUGGGUCGGAAGCGUGUGUCAGAGGCCGAGGGCGGAGCUAAGCGGGCAGAGGAGGAGUUAGCCGUGGCCAAAGAGAGGCUGUUGCUGCAGGAGGACGAGCUGCAGCACAAAGCAGAGGAGCUGCUGAGUCGUGGUGGCUGUGAGCUGUGCGUGUGUGCAGAGGUGGAAGAACUGAAAGGACACCUGAACCGUCUGCAGAGACGGAACAGAGAGCUGGAGCUGCAGGGCAGCGGGAGGAACAACGACCACGCCCGCCAGAUACGCCAGCAUGCCGAGGCCCUGGCCAGCCUGCGUUCUGAGAUGGUGAGGGCUCAGGGAGAGGAACUGGGGCGCGUUCGCAAGCACGCCGAGGAGGAGAAAGAACGUCUGCAGGCGGAUAUGGAAGAGGAGAGGGAGCGCCUGCGGAAAGAGAGGGAGACGGAGAAGGAACAGCUGCAGAGAGAGAAGACCGAGAGGGAGAAACUUCAGGCCGAAUGGACGGCGGAGAGAGGGAGACUGCUGAAGGAGAUGGAGGACGCAAAGGAGCGCCUGCGGAGAGAGGGGGAGGAGGAGAGAGAGUGGCUGAGGAAAGAGCGGGAGGUGGAAAAAGUGCGGCUAAGGAUGCAGUUGGAUGGAAACAAGGAACGGGUGGACGAGGAGAGGGCCAGUCUCCAGCGGAGGGUGGAGGAGGAGAAGAAACGCCUGAGGGAACAGGCGGAGGAGGACAAGAAGCGACUGAAGGACCAGGUGCGGCGAGCGAUAGAGGAAGUGAUGCGGAGGCACGCGGCCGAGCUACACACCGCGCAGGAAGCGCUGCAUGCUGAGAGGAAGAGAGGUCAAGAGGUGUGUGAGCGUCUGGAGGUAGAGAGGAUUAGCAAUGAGGAAGUCCGUCAGGUACUGGAAAGGGAGAGGGAGGAUCUACAGACCCAAUUGCAGAAGACAACCAAUGAGAUAUUUCGGUUAGAGUCCGCUAUCCAGCAGCAAGAGAACCAGGGAGGAAAAGCCGGUGAAACCCCAACCCUUUGCGGACCUCACUGUUCCCGUCUACAGGAAGAGCUGCAGCACACUCAGAGCCGAUUGGCUCAGACCAAGGGCGAGGCGGAAAGGCUGAGAGAGAGAAACCAGAGGGAGAUAUCAGCCCUUAGAAUAGACAAGCACAGACUUGAGGAAAAAGUUCUGGAACAGAGUCGACAGAACACUGAAAGAAACCUUCUGGAACAAAGCCAGCAGAACACUGAGGAGAGAAUCAGGGUGGAUUGUGAGGAGCGACUCAGGGCAGAGUUUAAGGUAGAGCUGGAUGCUGCCGUUGCUGAGGGCAACCAACAAAGUCAGAGCAGAGAGGAGGAGCUGCAGAACCAAAUAUCCAAUCUUCAGACCCAACUAGUUGAUCUGAAACUACAGGUGGAGAAGAAGAGGGUGGGUUCGGGAGAUGAUUGUCAUGGCAACCCGGAGAUUGACAGGCUGAGGAAGGAGGUGCAGGAGACGAUGGAGAUGAAUAAGAGACUGAGGGAACAGCUGCAGGAAGAGCCUCAAACCCUCUCGCUGGCCGCAGAGCGGCACGCACGUGCACUGCAAGCCCUGGAGAGACAGGCUCAGGAAGACAUACAGGCAGAGAGGAACAGACUGCAGACACUGCAUCACCUCCAGCUAGAUAAACAACGUGCUGAGUUGACCCAGCAACACACAGAAUGGAGCAGACAGAUGACCCAGAGACACAUGCAGCAGAUUGAAGACCUACAGGCUGAACUACAAACACACACUCAGAUGAUGGCCCUGCAACAGGACCUCAAACAGCAAAACCAGUGUCAAGUGUUUGAGCGCCAGCUGGAUGAGAGUCACAGUGCUGUCCUGGAGCUGCAGAGGGAGAACGCCACGCUGAGGGAACAGCUGAAGGCCAGGUCAGGGCAGGAGGAGGCUGCAGGGGGAGGCAAGGACGAGGAGAGCGAGGAGGCCCAGAGGAGGAGGGACGUGAGGAUCCGAGACGAGGCCCAGAGACUGCGAGAGGAGGUGGAGCGGCUGAAAGAGGAGAUCGAGAAACUGGAGGAGUCCCACAAGCAGAGAGAGGGCACGCGGGCGGAGGAUGGGCACAGGGGCGUGGCGGAGGAGAAGAGGAAAGAGGAAGAGGAGGAGGAGGAGAGGAGAAGGGGACAGUUGGAGGAGAUGAGGAGGGCACACAGGAAGGAGAUGCAGACUUUGGUGUCUGACUACAGCGAUGCUCAAACCCACCUGCAGUCACGCAUAGUAGCCCUGGAAACCGAACUGCGUGAGCGCGAGGAGAGAUGUAGAAGGAAAGAGCCUCGUUGUGACGUUCUGCAGCUGGGGAGACUACAGGAGAAACUGGCAGAGAGGGACCAGCUCAUCAAACGCCUGAUGGAGGAACGACAUCAACAGCAACUCCACCCUCUCGUCACCGGGGACAACAGCUCCCCCAGACUCCAUGACAACAAGCCCCGCCCUGGGAGUGUCACGCCGACCACUAGGAGAAGGCGCCUGGAGGAGUCGCCAACGCGAAUCAGCUCCUCUCCCUCCUCUUCCCCCUCUCUGCCGCGCCAUAACUCUUCCACGCUGCCCCACCCCUCCUCUGCCUCCUCCACUCCCGCCCAUUCCUCCGCCCUCCCCUACGCCUCCUCCUCCCUCCCCCACAGGCACGCUUCUGCCUCUCUCCUCCAGCACUCCUCCCCUUCGCUCCCCCGCACCUUCACCCGGUCCCCGGGUCUGGAGCAUGGCCGCAGCCACGCCACCCGCACCUGCACCCCACUCACCCCUGCCCCCACCGCCCCCCUCCCGGUUUGCCCCUCCGCUCAGUCCGGAAUUCGCUACGUCAGCUCCUCCUCGCAGGAGCCCCGCCCACACCAGCACAGCCAGCCAACCAGAGGCCCAUAUUUGGAGCAGAGAGGAAGUGGAUCUGGACCAGAGAGUCGGGAUCCACAGAGGCAGGAGUGGUUCACCAAAUACUUCUCCUUCUAACCACACACAGAAAUACAGCAGAAGCUAAAACAUUGCUGCAUUGCGCCACAUACACAUACUCCAUUGUCUCAUUUACACAAACACACAUUCACACACAUACACACGUCACCAGCAAUGCCAUCUCGCCAACAUCGCCUCAAAGUUCAACCAAAAAGUGCUUCUCACACGCUUGGCCUGUACUCAGAUACGCUCGGGUCUUGUUUAAAUAACUCUUACACGCAUCCUUCCAUCCUUCCUCUCCUUGAAGUGAUGAUCUAAAUGAGUCAGCACCAGUUUACCAGUGCACCCUCUCUUCCAGUGUAUUUACAAGCCAUUACCAAGCAAUGUCAGGUCAGAUUCUUUAAGGAAGGAACGUUUUGCAUAUGUAAAAAAAAUAUUUUUAACAAGACCCAUAACUUUGUUUCUGAACCUACACACACUGACAA